AUGAGCGACAUCCCAAUAACACCGCCGUCGCGCUCUCUCGCCGGCAAAACCGCCAUCGUCACCGGCGCUGGCUGCCAGGGCGAUGGAAUUGGCAACGGCCGUGCAAUCUCCAUCCUCCUCGCCAGCGACGGAUGCAAUGUCCUCUGUGUGGAUCUGAACCGCGAGUGGGCGGGGAAAACGGUGUCCAUGAUCCAGGACCAGGCGCAGUCAAAUCCGGAUUAUGGCGCUGCAGCAGCCAUAACGGCAGACGUCACCAGCGCAACCGACUGCUCGGCUGUCGUGGACUAUGCAUUAUCCAAGUAUGGCCGGGUAGAUAUACUGGUCAAUAAUGUUGGAAUUGGUGGUGCGGCAGGGACAGCGGUGGAUGUGGACAUGGAGGCGUGGUCGAAGAGUCUGGAGGUUAACGUGAACUCUAUGGUGUUGAUGGCCAAGUACGCCAUUCCGGCGAUGGGGAAGAAUGACGCUGAGGUCCGAGGGAGUAUCGUGAAUAUGGGCAGCGUCGCAGGACUGAAGGGGGGCACGCCGCAUCUGCUGUAUCCGACGAGUAAGGGGGCUAUUGUGAACAUGACAAGAGCAAUGGCGGCGCACCAUGCUGAGGAUGGGAUCCGGGUUAAUUGUGUCUGCCCGGGGAUGCUCUAUACGCCCAUGAUGUACGGCAACGGAAUGAGCGAAGAGGCCCGCGAGGCCCGUCGGAAACGCAGUCUACUCGGCACAGAAGGGAAUGGCUGGGACUGCGCAGCAGCAGCUGUAUUCCUGGCUGGUCCGCAUGCUCGAUGGAUGACGGGCGUUAUACUCCCUGUCGACGCUGGCACAACAGCCGCCGUCGGAAUCGGGAUGCCCAAGAGCGCAAGUGUAAAUGCAUAG
This is a messenger RNA of Aspergillus puulaauensis, 864 nucleotides long. RefSeq names its product SDR family NAD(P)-dependent oxidoreductase. NCBI's taxonomy places the organism in Eukaryota, Fungi, Ascomycota, Eurotiomycetes, Eurotiales, Aspergillaceae. Bases 1 to 864 code for a protein of 287 amino acids. The transcript is spliced from 2 exons. The record is from RefSeq and is a predicted model, not a curated record. Gene Ontology annotation, molecular function: oxidoreductase activity, acting on the CH-OH group of donors, NAD or NADP as acceptor.